Haliotis rubra (blacklip abalone) is the source of this 1191-nucleotide messenger RNA. RefSeq names its product transmembrane protein 144-like. Gene Ontology annotation, cellular component: membrane. The transcript has 9 exons. The record is from RefSeq and is a predicted model, not a curated record. Gene Ontology annotation, biological process: carbohydrate transmembrane transport. Gene Ontology annotation, molecular function: carbohydrate transmembrane transporter activity. Bases 1 to 1191 code for a protein of 396 amino acids. NCBI's taxonomy places the organism in Eukaryota, Metazoa, Mollusca, Gastropoda, Lepetellida, Haliotidae.
AUGGAAAACACGACCACCCCGUUGUCUAACGGCACAGACGUGGACGGCCUUCCCCAGUAUGUCGGCUUCAUCUGCUGCGCAAUAGCCUCCAUCAUGUACGGCACCAACUACGUACCUGUCAAGAAGUUCGAAACGGGUGAUGGCGGGAGAAUGAUGGCAAGCGGUGAUGAUAGGACGGUGGAUGGUGGUAGGCGGGCGGACGAUGGCAUGUUCUUCCAGUGGGUGCUGGGUAAUGGCAUCCUCAUCGUCGGUAUGGUGAUCCAGACAAUCCGGCUGUCACGAUUUUACCCCUUUGCCAUGGUCGGGGGCUCCUUGUGGGCCACAGUGCUGGCACCUGGCACGCUGGGGUCCCGGCAGCCAUCGUUAAAGUGCAUACUGAAGGCGCCGGAUGCCAACCGCACAGCAUCGCCAGCGGCACGGACAUGCCGGGCUGUCCGCAAUGAAAUCGCAGCGCGCAGGCUACCGAUGCCCGUAAUGCGCCGGUCCGCACGCCAGCGCCGGCGACCGGCGGCGCUUCUGGAACCAGCGAAAGUACCGCGAAAGUGCACCGGAGCGUCGGACGCCAAAGUCCGCAAAGUUGAGGACAACCGAGCAGCCAGGCCAAACCCGGCACAAGUAGCUGCCAGACAACGGAAAGAAAGCAUAUGGCGAUGGCGCUAUGGAGGGAAGCGGAGUACAGUGAUGUAUGCCUUUGUCAAGCCAGAUAUUCAACCUAUCACCAUGGAGUUGACAAGACCAGACGACGUGGCGGCCGACAGUAAGUUCAUCCCGGCCAGAUACCUGCAAGAACAGGAGAAAGACAAUGGUGCCAGUCAGAACUGUGAGGAUGUUGCACCCAUCGACUACGUGUUCGCUCACUUCUGCGGUAUCUACCUCACCGCAACCGUCUACUUCGUCAUCUACGCUCUCUUCCGGCGCAACCGGCCCAAGGUGUUCCUUCGGGUGAUGGUCCCGGGUCUAGUGGCGGGCUUGAUGUGGGGGGUAGGGACAGCCUCGUGGUUCAUCUCCAACAUGGUUCUCUCAGACCCUGUCUCCUUCCCUAUCGUCUCUACCUUCCCUAUGGGAAUCUCGCUUCUGAUUGGAGUGUUGGCCUUCAAGGAGAUCAAGGGUCGUCGCAAUAUCAUCAUUGUUGUCGUCGCCAUGACGUUCACCAUAGCUGGGUCGGUAGUGGCCGGCGUCUCAAAGACGUGA